AGGGUUCAGAAGGGACACAUCAUGCCCCUGCUCACAGCUGCCCCUGUCUUCGUCGUCCUCCUCCUCCUCUUCCUCAUGUGUGUGAGCAGCAGCGAGCAGCAGAGUGGGGUGAAGACCAUCAGAGUAGGGGUUCCAGAUCCACUCAGGCUCCCAAAGCUUCCUUGGACACCUGGAAGUGACAAAGCCCUCAUAGUCGAGGAGGAUGGAGCCUAUACUCAUAAAAGACACCCCCUGCUGGCCGGACAGGGGAGCAGCAAUGUGAGCAGACCCGAGCAUGGAGAGACUACACAGACCAGAACCUGCAGGAUUACAGGGAUUCUUCAAGGAAACCGCUACAACGGAAAGCUAAGCAAAGCCCCAGCGCAGCUCAUUUUUGAUAUGGACUCUUGCAGAGGCAAACACAGACGGAUAAGAAACGCAACGCUGAUGCUUGUCUUCCACCGAAAUUUUAACACAAGCUGCAACUUUUUACUGAGGACUGGUUCCAGCAGGCCACCUCACGGAAGAACACACCCGCAUUUUAAACAAACGUUAAAUGUGAGAAAAGGACAGAAAGCAUCACCCUGCAGAGUGAAAUACAACAUCAGAAAAACAGCGAAGUGGUGCCUGGCGCAUCCACGGGGAGCUUGCAUCCUUGGACUCGAGCUUCCCCGUGAGAUCGCCGGGGAUGAAGUUUGGGGUGAGGCGGUGAUCGACGGAUCGCCCGCGACGGCAGAAAGCCGCACCCGGCGGCAGGCGGUCUCAGAGAUCUGCGACGAGACCGAGCCUCACUGCUGCCGACGGACCAUGCGCGUGUCCUUCCAGGACAUCGGAUGGUCGGAAUGGAUAAUGGCCCCGAAGGAGUACGAUGCGUAUUACUGCGGGGGCAGCUGCCCGCCCAAACACAGAGCCGCCAGCGCGCACACCAAAGUCAAGAUGAAGAUGCAGCAGAUCUCCCGCGGCGCCACCCCCCAAACGUGCUGCGUGCCGGCAGCGUACCGGCCGUUGACCGUCAUGACGUUCAACAGUAAGGGCCAACUAACGCUGUCUGUGCUGGAGAACAUGAUUGUGUCUGAGUGUAAAUGCACAUGACAGUCUCACCAGAAACCACCUCAAGAACCCUGAAAGCAAAGAGUUCAGUGGAGUUGGUUUGAACCGAUCAAAGAAAUGAACUUAAGAAGGAAUAACACACUCUGUUUUGAAAGAAAUUAGUUGAUGCAUGACUUUAUAUAGUAGAUUAAAUGGUACCAUUGAUGUAUCAUUAAUCUGCUCAGUCAUAAUGAAAAAUUUUGAAAGUUUUGUACUACCCCCAAAUAAAGCAGUAAAUUCUGGAAAAUGAGACAAAGGAGCUGUGUGACAUUGAGUGAGUUUACAGAACAUUUUGACAUAAUUUGCUUUAGGACUGAAACCUUUCCCUGAUGCAUCCAUCACUUCAGAUGUUAAAUGGGAGCUCUCAAAGUAAAUGAGCAAUUUAUUACAGAUUGUUUGGUGCAGUUGAGAUUGCUGCACCAAAUUGGUUCAAAGGGCAGAUAUUCACAAAACUA
This is a messenger RNA of Megalops cyprinoides (Indo-Pacific tarpon), 1523 nucleotides long. RefSeq names its product growth/differentiation factor 9-like. The record is from RefSeq and is a predicted model, not a curated record. The coding region runs from base 22 to 1071 and encodes 349 amino acids. Gene Ontology annotation, biological process: SMAD protein signal transduction. The transcript is spliced from 2 exons. Gene Ontology annotation, cellular component: extracellular region. Gene Ontology annotation, molecular function: growth factor activity; cytokine activity. NCBI's taxonomy places the organism in Eukaryota, Metazoa, Chordata, Actinopteri, Elopiformes, Megalopidae.